Prunus avium (sweet cherry) is the source of this 793-nucleotide messenger RNA. The record is from RefSeq and is a predicted model, not a curated record. Lineage: Eukaryota; Viridiplantae; Streptophyta; Magnoliopsida; Rosales; Rosaceae.
AAACCCAUACCCAGGGGGACAAACUAGAUGAUAAUCUUACAUCUGAGUUGUUAAAAGACAGUAAGAGAGAAGGCAGCCUUCAAUAUAAUAAGCCAAAGUUCAGAUAUGUUUUCUGUGAUAUGGAUGGCACCCUUCUCAACAGCAAAAGUCAACUGAGUUCAACAAAUGUGAAGGCUCUGAAAGAGGCCUCAUCAAGGGGUGUGAAAGUAGUGAUAGCAACCGGAAAAGCUCGUCCAGCUGUGAUGCGCAUUUUUAAGGAAGUUGAUUUAGCCGGAAAAGAUGGCAUUGUUUCAGAAUUUUCUCCUGGGGUUUUCUUGCAGGGAUUGCUUGUUUAUGGUAGGCAAGGUCGGGAAAUUUUUAGAAGGAAUUUGGAUGCAAAUGUAUGCAGAGAGGCAUGUCUUUACUCUUUGGAGACUGAGGUUCCUCUUAUUGCAUUUACCGAGGAUCGUUGUUUAACGCUAUUUGAUCACCCACUUGUUGAUUCUAUGCAUACUGUAUAUCAUGAGCAAAAGGCAGAGAUCAUGCCUUCAGUUGAGCAUCUCGUGGCUGCUGCUGGAAUACAGAAACUAGUCUUCAUGGACACUCCUGAGGGAGUGACUACUGCUUUGAGGCCAUACUGGUCAGAAGCAACUGGAGACUCUGCCAGAGUUGUUCAAACUGUGCCUGAUAUGCUUGAAAUUGUUCCCCCCGGAACCUCGAAAGGCAGUGGAGUAAACAUGCUGCUUGGUCAUUUGGGAAUCACUCCAAAGGAGGUAUGGGCCAGCAGAGUUAUUCUUCCAUGUUGUUGUUUUUG